Archocentrus centrarchus (flier cichlid) is the source of this 2565-nucleotide messenger RNA. It is a transcript of the gene gphra, whose product is annotated as Golgi pH regulator. The transcript has 14 exons. The coding region runs from base 189 to 1556 and encodes 455 amino acids. Gene Ontology annotation, molecular function: voltage-gated monoatomic anion channel activity. Gene Ontology annotation, biological process: intracellular pH reduction. NCBI's taxonomy places the organism in Eukaryota, Metazoa, Chordata, Actinopteri, Cichliformes, Cichlidae. Gene Ontology annotation, cellular component: Golgi cisterna membrane. The record is from RefSeq and is a predicted model, not a curated record.
GUUGUUUCUCGAGCGCCGGUAGUAACAUGACAGUUGAACAACAGUUCCUCCCAAAAUGAGAUUACUAGCGACAUAACAGUUAAUUCGCAUUCAGGCCGGAUAGCUUUUAUCAUGUCAGCGUGAGCGGAAGCUGUCCUCGACCCUGCUUACACACACUCAGUCAUUUUUCGACGCACUAAAUUGUCAUCAUGUCGUUCCUGGUGGACUCGGUUAUUAUGUUCACCUCACAGGUGCUGUUCUUUGGAUUUGGCUGGUUGUUCUUUAUGCGGCAGCUGUUCAAAGACUAUGAGGUACGGCAGUAUGUUGUCCAGGUGGUUUUCUCUGUUACCUUUGCUUUUUCGUGUACCAUGUUUGAGCUCAUUAUCUUCGAGAUUCUGGGGGCCUUAAACAGCAGUUCCAGGUAUUUCCACUGGAAGUUGAAUUUGUAUGUGAUUCUGUUGGUUCUAAUCUUCGUGGUGCCUUUCUACAUCGGUUACUUUGUUGUCAGCAACAUACGCCUGUUGCAGAGACAGCGGCUUCUUUUUGCCUGUAUGGUGUGGUUUACCUUCAUGUAUUUCUUCUGGAAGUUGGGAGACCCAUUCCCCAUCUUGAGCCCGAAACAUGGGAUUCUGUCCAUUGAGCAGCUAAUCAGUCGUGUUGGUGUGAUUGGAGUCACCCUCAUGGCUCUGCUGUCUGGGUUUGGUGCUGUCAACUGUCCCUACACUUACAUGUCCUAUUUCCUCAGAAAUGUAACAGACAGUGACAUCCUUGCUCUGGAGAGACGGCUGCUCCAAACCAUGGACAUGAUUGUCAGCAAAAAGAAACGAAUUGCCAUGACACGGAGGCAGAUGUACCAACGUGGGGAAGACCAGAACAAACAAACAGGAUUCUGGGGCAUGAUCAAGAGUGUCACCUCUACACAAACAGGCAGUGAAAACCUCUCUCUGAUCCAGCAGGAGGUCGAUGCUCUUGAGGAGUUGAGUCGGCAACUUUUCCUUGAGACUGUAGACCUGCAAGCCACCAAGGAGCGAAUCGAGUACUCAAAGACAUUCCAGGGAAAAUACUUUAACUUCCUGGGCUACUUCUUUUCCAUCUACUGUGUGUGGAAAAUCUUCAUGGCCACUAUAAACAUAGUGUUUGAUAGAGUGGGAAAGACGGAUCCAGUGACGAGGGGCAUUGAAAUUACAGUAAAUUACCUGGGCAUCCAGUUUGAUGUCAAGUUUUGGUCCCAACACAUUUCUUUCAUCUUAGUGGGAAUAAUAAUCGUUACCUCCAUACGUGGCUUACUCAUCACCCUCACCAAGUUUUUCUACGCAAUAUCAAGCAGCAAGUCUUCCAAUGUCAUAGUGCUCGUCCUCGCUCAGAUCAUGGGGAUGUAUUUUGUGUCGUCUGUGCUGCUGAUGCGUAUGAGCAUGCCACUGGAGUAUCGCUCCAUUGUGACAGAGGUUCUGGGAGAGCUGCAGUUCAACUUCUACCACCGCUGGUUUGACGUCAUCUUCCUGGUCAGCGCCUUGUCCAGCAUCCUCUUCCUUUAUCUCGCCCACAAGCAGGCACCGGAAAAACACAUGGCGCUCUGAUCAAUGGAAGUACAUCACUUCUGUCUUGGACUCCUGAUGCAUUUUAAAUUUGGAAUUUAGAGAUAUCCAGAAAUUACAUUAUGGGACAUAGUUAUGUGGACUGCCUUUUCCUGAAUCAGGAAUGGUGGAUUUUUGGGAAUAAGUUUUGGGGAACUGUUGGGGCAUACAAAGAACAACUCUCUUGGACUUUCUUGAAAUUGAAGUAUUUACAGAAUGUUAUUCUUAGAUUUUUGAUUUUGUUCCUGCAAAUACAAACAUUUAAUUUUGUUUGCUAUGUUGUUUUCUUUCUUCACUGUCAUCACUGACCUGGGACCUGUUCUCCAUAUAUCACCUAAUAUUUUAGCUGGAUGAAACUGUAAAUGGUGUGGUGUGCUCUCACAUUUUUUUACAUUCUUGGAUUAUUUGUCACAGCAAGAUACCAAGCUCACACCUACUCAGCCACAGGUUUAUUUAUUAUAAAUUUGCAUCCAUACGUCUUCUUCCACAUAUCCAAUUCAGACACAGCUGUAAUCUUUACUGGCAAAAGGCAGAGUUAUCGCAGGGCUAACACAAAGGGACAAAUAGCCAUUCACACUCCCAUUCACACCCAAGUAAGAGUUGCCAGUUAACCUAACCCAUGCCUGUCUUUGACCCUGGAGAGAACUCACCCAUGUGGAGAACAUGCAGACUCCACACAGAAAGGCCCCAGCUGGCUGGCGGGCUGGUGGAUUUGACCUUCUUGCUGUGAGGUGCUAACCGCUGCACCACCAUGCUGCCUGUUUAUUAUAAAUGACAAAGAUUAAAUGACAAUCUGUAAGUUACCAUAUGACCAUUGCUGCAUGGUGAUUUGAUAAUAAUAGGAGCAUUUCAAGUGGCGAGAAUAGUACGUGAUUGUCACGAUCCUUUAGUGAACUUUGACUCAUUGCUGUUAGAGAGGUUCCGCUUUAUUAACAUUAAAACCGCAUAUUAAGAAACAAAGGUGGGAUUUUCUGUCUUUGCCCUUAAAUAAUUAUGAACAAUAUAUUUUGUG